CUUCAACCAUCGCGGCUAACCAACUCGGCCUCCUCCUAAACAAACCUCGGGCGAGGGGAAAGCGCGGCGAGCGGCGGCGGCGGCGGUGAGGUCCAGCCAUGGUGGUCCACGUCGUGUACAGGAGGCGGGAGAACAGCUGGAGGGGGGCCGACUCGUCCGUGCGGUUCCUGGGCGCCGCCAUGAGCAGCAACCCGCCGAGCAAGCACCAGGUCCGCCUCGCCGGCCGCGGCGGCCUCGGGCACGCCCCCGCCUCCCCCGCCGGCGCGCGCAACGGUGGCCUCUCUCUGCGCGCCACCUCUCCGCCGCCGCCGACCGUCUCCAUCGCCUCCGUCGCUGGCUGGGAUUCCAUCAAGCUGCGGCUCGACGGCGAGGAGGGGCUGAAGGAGUUCUUGGCCGUCGGGGAUAAGGCCGUGGGGGCAGAGGAGGAGGCGGCGGUUUACGCGAGCGAGUGGCCGGCGGGCGGGGACGAGGUGACGUUCGACGCCCCCCCUACAGAUGAGGAGGUCCAUGCCGCCGUCGCCAGCAUCCAGCAGGUAUUUGAGAAUCCUUCGGGUGUGGAUUCUGAUGCACUCGAGUUACAAGCGCUCGCACUGCCCAUCGCAGGACUCUCUUCAUCUGGGAUGUUUGUUAACUAUUUUGCUGCCGAUUCUGAUGCAUCCGAGAAGCAAACUGUCCAAAUAGCCAACUUAGGGAGUUCUCCAUCCAACAUCGGAUUAGACGAGUGCACUGAACCUGGCACACUUGCACUUAACUCGACUGCUCUUAUGACAAGGGAACAUCAAAAUGUACUGGACGCAUUCCAGCUGUUGAAAGAAGAUGCCUCUGUUCAGAAAAUGGUUAUGGCCUUGUCAACUGAUAAGGCUGUAUGGGACGCUGUCAUGAACAAUGAGGUGGUGCAAGAAUUUAAGAAGUCCUUCCAGGAUGCUAAGGAAACUGAUAAUAAGGGGAGCUCUAGUGCUCCUCCUGGAAUGAUGCAAUGGGUCCUGGAGAACACCCAGGCGAAGAUCAAGGAGUUCCUUGAGAAGAUACUUCAGCUCGUGCACACGCUCUUCCAGGCCCAGAGCAUGGACUACGAUUUGUCUGACGAUGUAGUGAGAAUGUCCUUCAUGCUCUCGGUGUUCGUCUUCAUCGUCGUAACAAUAGCUCGCAUAAAGUGAGCACAACAAUUCGUCGACUUCACACUUGGUGGUUAGUAUUGUACAGGAUCAGUUAUAGUCCUAGUGAUUUUGUAUGGGUUUCUUAUGGUUGUGAUCAGGGACAGUGUCCGUCUUAGUUUCCAGGUCUAGAACAUUAAAAGUUGCCGUGCUGUUACAAUUCUCAGUGGAAAUUCAAUAUGUUUACUCUGUGGGUUGUGGUAAUAAUUGUUUUUAUCAUCCA
This is a messenger RNA of Triticum dicoccoides, 1377 nucleotides long. RefSeq lists its product as uncharacterized. The transcript has 4 exons. The record is from RefSeq and is a predicted model, not a curated record. NCBI's taxonomy places the organism in Eukaryota, Viridiplantae, Streptophyta, Magnoliopsida, Poales, Poaceae. Bases 99 to 1157 code for a protein of 352 amino acids.